CCAAUAAAAAUGCAACCUUGUUACGAGGCAAUUCCGUGUACAGGAGUAUUCUCUAGCUUACACGGUAACCAAAAUCUUAAGUAUGGUCCCAUGACUUGAACCCGAUGCCUUAGGCAGUAGCAUAAAGAAUUUGAUAACAGAAAAGGCAUCUUUGUCAGAAAAAAAUGAUAUAAAUCGAUUGUAUAACUAAGUAAAACUGCACCGAUACUGGUGCCAAGCUAUUAAAUGGCAUUUUUCUCUUGAACAAAGCUCCAACAUCUAUUCCUCUGCCUCCCUCUCCUCUGAUAUCAUGGGCAUUCGUUUUGCUGCUGUUUCAAAGGUUUCUUGGCUCAUAAGCAUCAUCAAAUCCCUUGUAGACGUGCUGCAUCAUCUCAAGUCCAUGGCCAUGGAAGCCGUCUCGGUCCUUCCUUACAUCAGCUUCCUACGUGAGCGGCCCGACCCCGAGCAAGAACAACCCGAACUCAGCCAUGAUAUCAUCGUGAUGGAUGGCUUAUUCCCAUCCCUGGUCCCUGUCCCGACCCACAUCUUGGAGUCCCUGAUCAAGGACAGGUCACCUGUCCUACAAUACGGCGCAUACCUUGAAAAACACCGAGUAGUAACCGUCCAAGAAGAACAGCAUGAAAACUGUGCCUGGUGCGCAGUUUGUUUGGGUAGGAUCUCCGAGAGCGAUGAGAUCAGGGAGUUGUGCAACUGCUCUCACGUGUUCCACAGAGACUGCUUGGACAGCUGGGUGGACGAGAAGAAAGUGACUUGCCCUCUGUGCAGGGCUGAUCUAUUUCCUGCAGUUUGGAACCGAAAGAGCUUCAGGGGAGAUCCAUGGAAGACGGAGAUGAAGACGACUCUGUAAUUUUGCCGUGUUCAACGUUGGACGGUGCAAUAUCAAGAAAUUGAAACGAAGCUAUGUUAUGUGACAACUGGGUUCAUUCUAUUUUCAUUGGCUUCUGUGAAAUCUGUCCACAGUGUUGACGUUGAGUGGAAUCAUAAAUUUUUUGCUCUUA
Molecule: messenger RNA, 998 nt
Organism: Punica granatum (pomegranate)
Lineage: Eukaryota; Viridiplantae; Streptophyta; Magnoliopsida; Myrtales; Lythraceae
Source: RefSeq, a predicted model, not a curated record